CAAUUUCACUUCUUGGCGUUCACAUCGAGUUCACAGUCAACAGGCGGCGACAGCAUCGAACCCGAAACGGAUCUUCCAGCGCAGUUUCCUCAACAAUAUUGCAUUUCAUUUCUGUUUGCAGUUCCAUAAAUUAGACAAUUCCGUUCCAAAAAAAAUCGUUUUCGCGCUCAAAUUUCGCCGCCGUCUCAAUUUGUUUAGCUAGAACAUUAUCCUCGUACUCCUCUGGGUUUUAGCUCAAGAAAACGAACAAAAUGAUGAAGUUUGUGCAAAUUCUCCUGUGCUACGGCCUGUUGCUGACCAUGUUCUUUGCCCUGAACGAGGCGCGCCCCUCCACAGCCGAGGCGGGCGCUGAUACGGAUGCACUGGACACACCGGAUGUUGAGGAUGUGCGCGCCGCCUACGCCGGCUACGAGAUGCCCGCCCAGGCCAUAUAUCCCAAUAUACCCAUGGAUCGCCUGCAGAUGCUGUUCGCACAGUACAGGCCCACUUACAGCGCAUAUCUACGCACUCCCACCUACGGCAACAUGAACGAGCUGUAUCGCUCGCCCGAGAGCAAGCGCCAGGUGAGAUACAGACAGUGCUACUUCAAUCCCAUCUCGUGCUUCAGGAAGUAAGUUUUUGUGGAGAACCAUCACAAACAGCACAAACCAACUAACUUAAACA
Drosophila virilis is the source of this 663-nucleotide messenger RNA. RefSeq names its product Allatostatin C (gene AstC). Lineage: Eukaryota; Metazoa; Arthropoda; Insecta; Diptera; Drosophilidae. The record is from RefSeq and is a predicted model, not a curated record.